Messenger RNA from Lutzomyia longipalpis, 3765 nucleotides. Its product is annotated as bestrophin-2-like. Lineage: Eukaryota; Metazoa; Arthropoda; Insecta; Diptera; Psychodidae. Gene Ontology annotation, molecular function: chloride channel activity. The transcript has a single exon. The record is from RefSeq and is a predicted model, not a curated record. The coding region runs from base 1 to 846 and encodes 281 amino acids.
AUGAGACGAACAAUAGUCAGGUACGUUUGCCUCUGCAUAACAAUGGUUCUAAUAAGAGUAGCCCCGCGCGUUAAGAAGCGCUUCCCAACGCUCCAACGGCUCGUGGAAGCUGGCCUCCUAACGGACAGUGAACGAACUAUAAUAGCCAAAAUGGAUGAACGUUUUCCGCGUCCUUCGAAGCAUUGGAUGCCAAUUGUUUGGGCAGCAAGUAUCGUGACUCGUGCCCGCAAGGAAGGUCUCAUACGGGAUGACUUUGCCGUGAAGACACUUAUUGAUCAGCUUAACAGCCUUCGUGACAGUGCGAGUAUUCUUCUCAAGUACGACACUAUCACCAUUCCUCUUGUCUACACACAAGUAGUCACCUUGGCCGUCUAUUCGUACUGCGCCGCAAAUAUUUUGGCAAGCCAAUGGUUUGAGAGUAGUGAUGAAGGGAAAGAUCAAGCCUUAGAUGUCUACUUCCCAUUUUUCUCAACGCUUCAAUUCUUCUUCUACAUGGGAUGGCUGAAAGUAGCUGAAGUCCUCAUUAAUCCCUUUGGGGAGGAUGAUGAAGACUUCGAAGUGAAUUGGAUGAUUGAUGAAAAUCUCAAAGGAUGCUACAUGAUUGUCGAUGAGAUGCACGAUGAACACCCGGAACUGGUUAAGGAUCAAUACUGGGAUGAAGUCUUCCCAAAUGAGCUUCCUGGUGCGGAAGAAUUUCACGAACAACACCCAGAAGCAUCAACAUCUAAGCUUGAGAUUCCAGAAGCUGAAGCACACCUAACCUCUAAAUUGCCACCAAAAAUCAUUGUGGAUGACAUGGUACGAGCCAACAACCAAAGAUUUAAAAAAGAGUUUUUCUGUUGUUAACCUUCCUUUUUCAUUUGUUUUUGCCUAAAUAGAGUGAUGGGAAUGUUGAAAAUGGUCAAGAUCAACCAGGACAGAGUGCAGAGAACCUCGUUGAUACUGUCACAAUGGCAUUUGAGCGUUUCUUCAGGACAGAAGAUGAGCAAUCAAUGCAAUACUUGAAGGAAACUACCCAAGUAUCAACUGCUCCGAGUAGGGCCAGCUUGUCUGAAGGUUCAAAAGUCACGAUUACUGUGCCAGAUGGAAGUCUUGAGGAAGACAAUGAGACACCUGAAGAUGAUGAAUUUGAAAAACUUCGCUUAACUCGUGAAAAAGAACGCCAGGAGAGGAAUAAACUGUUGAUUUCCAACCCUACACAAGACGUUGCAACAACUUUAGAUAUGAGCGCUUUUCUUGAACAAAUUAUUGACAAAAAUAUGGAUAAAAUUGAACCAGAUUCAGAUUAAAAGCUUGAAUUUUCCUCUUUACUAUCCAUUUUUUUCUCUUUUGAUCCUCCGUGAUGCUUUUGCGGAGUUUUAAAUUCAAAUAUGGCGGAUUAACAGUUUUCAUGUCUUCACUGUCUUCAAUUUCCACUAAAAAAAAAACUAAGAGUGCUAAGAUUUAGGGGCUUUGGGGCCUUCUUUGUCGUUUUUCUUGUUUCUAUCAUACUUUUCCUUAUAUUUUCUGCAAUUUUUCUGCACAGAAAAUGCUUUUUGAGCCUUAAAAUCGUUUAGGGGAGAUCGGGGUAAAGUCAUUUUGGAAUUUUAAAAUGCCAAUUUCUCCAAACUUAUAAAUCGGAAAAAAAAAUUAGAGUGAGAAGCCCAAUCAACCUACAAUAUUUGACUGUACAUAAUUUGAGGAUUAUCCGAUCAGUAUCUACUUUAGAAUGAAAAUAAAUUUUUGGCCCAUUCCCCAAACUUUUGUGUAUUGUGGAAAAUCUAUUCUCCGAAACUUUUCUUUUAGCAAUUUUCCAAUCCGAUAAUUUUUCUCACAAGCUGGGUUAGUAUAGAAAAUGUUGCCAAGAUGUAUUUUUCACAAACUUUUAAUGAUUUUUCUGAACAAAUUAUUAAAUCAAAAUACGCCUCUUGGGGUAAAUAUAGUCAACUAAUGUAAAUCAUAUGAAACAUCGAAAUUUUUGACAUAUUUACUAACCAUUUCUCUGUUUUAAUGGUUAUAAAAUUAAAAUUUCUUGUCGCGGUUUAUCUGGCGAAUAUUUUGUUUUCUUUUUGUGAAUUAUGCGAAUAUUUCUGAAGAUCUGAAUGCUUGACUUCACAUGAACAUCUUUUGCUAAAAAUUGAACAACUCAAAAUCGAAAAGUAAAACCAAAAACGUAUUUAAGACUUUUUGGUUUGAGUUUAGUCUUUUUUGAGACUUUAAUAUAUUUUUUUUAUGCAGUUUUGGAACUGAAAACCAAAAAUUUAUCGGCAUGAAUUGUUUUUUUUUUGUUACAUGAACUACUUUUUGGCUCUCUUGUUAGCUCUUAAAAACAGGACAAAACGUUAAAAAAAAUUAAAAUAUGAAAUUUAAUUAGAUGUGUCCUUAAAUUAAAACUCGCAAAAAAGGUAUUUUGUAGUACAAAUAAGUUAAUAAUUGAGUCAACAAAGAUAAAAGUUGAGUCAUGAUAACAUAUUUGAGUCACAAAAAGUCUUUUCUGGCGUCACAAUUGGAUAGAGCCUUUAGCCGUUUAAUGAGAAUUUAAGGCUAUUUUUUUAUUAAAUUUUUCUCUAAAAGAAAACUUCAAAAAUCCCUCUAAAAUGUCUCUAAAAGUUCCCAUAAUUUCUGAUAUCAUCCCUCUUCUGUUUGAAUUUACUACUUUUCAGUUUGAUUUAAGUCAUUUAAUUGUUUUUAUGCUCGAAUUAUCCGAAUAUUAGCGAAGAUUCGAAUAAUUUCGUCCAGAUAAACCCCCCUUCCUUGUAAAUGAAGCAUUUGAGUGUUUUACAUUUUUUUUAAUAAUAUUUUUUUUUACUUUCUUGCUUUAAAAAUAUUUUUCUUAAUUAAAUUCGAAAACUUUUAGAAUUCUGGCGAAUAAUAAAUUCGACUUACCAAGGCACGAAAAAAUCGACUUAUUGCAGCAGCCACUAUCGCUUCUUCCUCUUGGGGAUGAAGGUUGGAGCUUCGUCAGGUUCUUCUUCGGAAUUCAUGGAGAAUUCCACAUCCUGCUUGUCUCUGAACUUGAUGUUCUUGAAGGAAAUUAUCUCAGGUUCCUCAGCGGCAGGAGUUUCAGCUGCAGGAUCUUCUGCCACUUCUUUCUCUUUGUCUGCAUCAACCUGGGCAAGAAUUUUCCUCAGAGCGUUGUACAUCUCAGUUCUGGUUAAAAAAAGAAAAUCAGGAUUAUUUUUUAGGCUCCAAAACAGCCCAGAAAAAGAGCCUUCAAACUUACUUUUUGGACUCCUGAAUAACAUUCAAUUUCACACUUGCUGGCCUCAGGAAGGUAAUAAAGUCUCGUAGUUCCCGCAUGCUGGAAUGACUGGAGUAGCAGACGCGAAUGUUGAAAUUAGUCAUCUUCACAAAGUCUCGAGAUUCCUUCCAGUUUGUCCAGAACAUGGCUGUUGGGAGAAUCUUACGAACUUUCUUUCCGUUGCUCCUCACGACGGGACAUCCGGGUUUCCAGCACGCGUGAAUUUGACUCUGUUUCUCAUCCACCGUGAACACACCAUCCAUGUCAGGGAUGUACGCAUAAUCAGCCAUAUUCCAUGGCUCAAUAUGAAGGGGCAUCCGGGUGCGUUUGUGGAUCUCCUUGAAGAGAAAUUCCGAUCCGUAGUGAGCUGGAGUCUUCAGCCACACAAUAUGCUCCUCAGACUUUGCUGUCCAUUCCUCAAUUAAAUCCACAAUGGUCUUUGUGCUGACAGACCGGGAGGGGAAAUCCUCGUAGCUUUUGCAGAGGAAUGUUGAGUCCACAUAGACGUUAUCCAGCUUCCCGCGAAUUCGCUCAAAAACCCGAAU